GAUGAAGUAAACCUUUUACUUUGUUCUCUGCUUAAACCCUAACCCUCGACGUGCUCCCUCAUUCGCCGAACAGAUGGGGAGGUCCAGAAGGAAAUACAAGCGAGCGAGAACUAAGGUGCGAGUCGGAUUGCCAAAGAAAAAUCCUCAUUUAUUCAAGCCGGCGUUUAACUUGCCGCCGAAGCUCCGGUCACUGCUGGAUCCUCUCUCGCAGUGGGACGCAGAGGGCAGCGUUAUUGCAAAUUACAAGUCCUUCGGCUUUCUCUCAAAUCCAAACAUGCUUGGCGUGCGCUCCCGCACCUCCCACAUCGUCGAAAGCGAGUCUCUUCAGGUCCCGCCGCCCUUGUCCUCCGACGGCCCUGAAUCGGAUGCCGAGUUUCAGCCGAUUGAUUCCGGCAGCGAUCUAGAGGAAGAUGAUCUGAAGUCGGCACUUGGGAAGAAGCGGAGGGAUGGACGAAGUGCACCUCCUCAACCACUAACCGCCAUUCAACGGGUUUAUAUCCAAAGACUUGUUGAUGAAUAUGGGGACAAUUACCAGAGAAUGUUCAUGGACACAAAACUAAACAAGAUGCAGCACUCAGUAGCAACACUGGAGAAUCUGUGCAAAAGAUAUCAGUUGUACCGUGAUAAAAACCCCUUGAUUGUGGGUGCUUAGAGAACAAUCAAAUUUUUUGUACGUUAAACAGGACGAGUUUAUUUAUGCAUGUAAUGCUACAAUUUUGCCUUUUUCUGUGUGUGCUCAAGAUUAUAAUUUUUAGCUUUUAGUAUACUCUAGUACUCUGGUGAUAGCAAUUGACAAGUAAAAUUGAGACACUUUAAUUAAUUACCGUGAGGCUGUCCUCAUCGCUGUCUUCGCCGAUCGUGAGACUGUCCUCGUCGCUGUCUUGCCAUCAGAUGCUGCUGCAAGGCACUUUGCCUUAUGAUCCAUUUUAUACAAAGACGUUUUCCAAGUUUUUUGGAGGAAAGACUCAUGUUAUUAAUGUUUUUAGAGAUAAUGGGGAAAAUAAUUUACUCUUGCACUUCCAUCGAACUAGA
Cuscuta epithymum is the source of this 1032-nucleotide messenger RNA. The record is from the annotation of a GenBank genome assembly. NCBI's taxonomy places the organism in Eukaryota, Viridiplantae, Streptophyta, Magnoliopsida, Solanales, Convolvulaceae.